AUUCUUUUGAAUCUCUUCUCUCUCUGCAAAUUUCCUCGCCAUGGCCAAACUCUCUCUAACCUUAACUCUUCUCUUCUUCUUCUUCGCUUUCUCUCACGCUCGUUUUUCCUUAGAUCUAACCUCCUCAAACGACGUCGUUGAAGAACCCGAAUCCAAUCACAUCUUCUUACCCACACAGAGACCCGAAUCCGACCCGAAUUUCCUCAACACCCAAACUCAAAAACUCGUCGUAUCUCAACUCGAUGAAUCUGAUCCCAAAUUAACCUUCAUCUCUUUCCGACCGAUUAACGGCCGUCAAUUUCCAAGACGUCCGUUUCCGUUGACUUUCCGUCACCGUCACGGUCACCGUUGUCGCCACCAUCAAUUUCGGUUGAGACGAUCAGAUCCGACCGUCCGAUCGUACGGUAACGACAUGAUCUUGUCCGAUGAAUUGAGCAGAGAUCAGAGCUCAGAAGAAGAUGCUGUGUUUCGCCACCACCACCACCACCGUCACCUCCGCCAUGGUCACCACCACCACAUCAACAACAAUUAUCACCAUAACCACGAAUAUGAAGGUAACAAUGAUCAUGGUUACAGUAAUGGUUUCAUGAGGAGUUUUCGUAAGUUUUUGAAUCUAGAUUGAAUCUUAAUUAUGAUUGACAAAAAUAAAUGAAGUUUGAUCUGUUUUGAGUUUUUUUGAAUGUGUGAGACUUUUAAUUUGUUUUGUAUUAAAAACUUAAAAGCAUCCUUUUGUGAUGUAGAAAGAAGCUCCUGUUGUAUACAUAAAUAUAUAUAUUUAUAUAUAUAUUUUAUAUUUAUGGAUAAUCUGAAUUGAGUUGUUGUGUUUGUGAA
Molecule: messenger RNA, 831 nt
Organism: Cannabis sativa
Lineage: Eukaryota; Viridiplantae; Streptophyta; Magnoliopsida; Rosales; Cannabaceae
Exons: 1
Coding region: 41-622 (193 amino acids)
Source: RefSeq, a predicted model, not a curated record